AUGGAUACGGCGGAGGAUGGUGACUAUCUGCAAUUUGCGACCAAACUGUACGCCGCCUCAAAGCCCUUUCUUGCAAUUAAAGCCUAUGAGCGUGCUGUCUCUGAGGUGGAGGCUGCUGCUGCUGCUACCUCGGACCCAAAGCCUUUGCCAGGAAACAAAUUGGGAUCGGGGAAUGCACUUUUCAAGGACUUCAUAUUACACUGUAACGCGUUUGGCGUUAAAGCCGCUACGAGCGACACCAAAAUGGCGGGGGAUUUCUUGCGUCUUGGCUUCAAGGAGCUGCAAAGGCGAAAUUAUUUACAAGGGGAUCUGGAUGCCAAUGACCCUAGUCAGUUUUUCAUACCUAUUCAGGAGGAUAGGGGUAUUGCCUUUCUUGUAUCACUGAUCUUGAGCAACUGGGCGUGCCUAUUACUACGAUCAGGAAACACAAGAGAAGCCGCAGCUUUUCUUCAAUUGGCACUCACCAAUUCUAUGGCAGAAGAGCUGACCCGUGUUGUUCUUCUUAACAUAUGUGCAGUUGACGUACACAAUUGUCUCUUUUCCCAGGUGCGAGAAAAUGCAAUGGAGGCGCUUUUUGAGGACGGAGAAACUGAAGAAGAGGGACAAGAAAAGAUGGAUAAAGAUAAUGCUGCCCGUGAAGAUGUAAAUGGACUUCUUUGCGCGUUUGCAUAUCAUAAUGUGGCCAUCGCUGAGGAAUACCUUCAACCACAAGAAGCUGAAAGCCACUAUAACAAAGGGAAGGAAAUGUUGGCUUCAAGCCCGUACCAACGAUGGUCAAGCGUCAUUGAGUGUGCUCGAAGGAGAUUUCUUGAUAUUGUUCAACGUCGAAGAUAUGAAGCGACAAGACGAAGAGAAGCCGCCGAGGCGGAGAUGGAGGCCGCCAAACAGGUGGAAGCAACCGUUCGACGAAAAGUUAGGGCAACUUGGAGUGCAACGGCGCGACAGCCGUCAGCGAAGCCUGGGAAUCGUGGCAAGAAGUAUAAAAAACGGAUCUCAGGUUUGACCAAUGAUACAAAGGACGAGUCUAUAGAGCUUCCUCCCAUAAGUGAAUAUUUGAGGCAGAAAAUGCAAACACAAGGUCUAAGCAAUGUCGUGGUUCCAAUUCUUCGUGUAGUAGAUGUGAGGAAGUUUGUCUUUGGGGGAAUUCCGGCUCAUGAAGACUCCUUCUUUCCUUUCAGGGAAAGUGUAAAUUUAAACAAUGUGGCUAUGGUCUUGUUAUGCGAAGAAACACCUUUGCAGGUUGUGGAUGAGGCAGAGUUAAAAGAUACAGGGCCUCCGAGAAAGACUAUUUGGACUCCGUUUGUCCCGAGGCGGGAUGACACUCUCAUUAUAGUGCCCCCGAAACCCAAGCCAGGUGCCGUGCUUUCUCGAGAUGCGGCAAACAUUGCUAAAUCAUUUAUGCCGCCACCGUUAUCGGAGAAGUCAAUUGAAAAUGCGCAGCGCAGUGUUACGGCAUUUAAGAAAAUUUUGAAUCAUCGUUUACUGAUGCUUUUACGAGCCGAAAAUGCAUUUGAAGAAAAGUGGAAAGCCACGGGAAUAGUAAAGAGAGCCCUUGUCGCAUUCAACCUUGCGCAGGAUAUGUUGAAAUUGAAGGAGACUAUAAAGUGGAAGAGGGAAACAAGAGCAAUUUUGGAGAAUGCAAGUGCGAGGCGAAUAGUGCGCUUUUUUCGAUUAAUAAUCGAAAGGAAAUCCAAUUCCGCUCCUAUAAUGAGAGAAGCUCGUGUUAAAUACUUUGAAGAAAAAGCUGCAAUUGCCCUGCAGAAGUACGCAAGGCGCUGGUUGGCGGUUAAAGAAUUACGAAUUCUCCAAAGGCAACGUCGAGCAGAAAUAUUACGUGUCAUGAAGAUCCAGAGCACCUAUCGUAUGCAUGCCACACGAAGUCGUUAUAUUGCCUAUAAAGAAGAACAAAAUGAAGCAUUGAGAUUUGAAAAGGAGACGGUGGCGCGUGAAUUUGCGGCCAUACAGAUUCAGUGUGCGUAUCGGCGUCAUGCGUAUCGGCUCCGUAGGUGGUAUGAAGGAGGAGAAAAAAGACAAUUUAUACUUCACCACUUCAGAUCCUCGAGGGAAUACUACGCGACGCUGAUCCAAAAAACGUUUCGUGGGUUUUUGGUGCGGCGUGUUUAUGGCCCUGCAGUUUACGCAAAGCGAUGCUACGGUCGAAAUUGUUAUCGUGCUGCGCUGGUAAACACAUGCGCCACGAUUAUCCAGAGCGUAUUCCGGGGUUAUCGAGUGCGGCGUGCCACCAGAAUUCCCUUACAGCAACAUCUACGGCAAUGUGUAGUGCAACGUGCGAGAGAAAAAGUGGAAUCACUACGACGGAUUCAAAAUGAAGCGGCAAGGGUAAUUCAAUGCGCCUACCGUAGUUAUUCAGCUCGGAGGGUUGCAAAUGAACUGAGAACGCUACGGGAAAGGGAGCGUUUGCUGCGGCGAAAUCGUGUAUACCCGUCGUUUCGGUUGGAGGAACAGGUGUACUGA
Trypanosoma cruzi is the source of this 2475-nucleotide messenger RNA. RefSeq lists its product as uncharacterized. Gene Ontology annotation, cellular component: spindle pole. Gene Ontology annotation, molecular function: protein binding. The record is from RefSeq and is a predicted model, not a curated record. The coding region runs from base 1 to 2475 and encodes 824 amino acids. Gene Ontology annotation, biological process: spindle organization; mitotic cell cycle; establishment of meiotic spindle localization. NCBI's taxonomy places the organism in Eukaryota, Euglenozoa, Kinetoplastea, Trypanosomatida, Trypanosomatidae. The transcript has a single exon.